AUGGCAGUUGAUGGCAAGGCAGCAAGCCGGCAAUAUCUGCAUAUAGACAACAAAAUAAUUUACAUUGACAAACUUCUUCUUUUCAUUACCCGAAAGCAACCCAAAAUGAGGAAAUUUGGCAUUAUUUCGUGUCAAGAAAACCUGAAGCGUGGAGGGAUAGCACAUGAAUAUGUCGAAUUUGCAUCUCAAAACGUUCCCUCAAGUGUCAAAUUGAGAUUUAGGGGCCAUACCUCCGAUCACAUAGCUCUGUUUUACGAAGAAGAAGGCGUGCUCUUCAGUGGUGAUUGUAUUCUUGGAGAAGGAGCAAGUAUAUUUGAAAAUCUUAGUGACUAUAUGCGAUCUCUGCGGAAGCUGUUGGAACUACCCUCUACAGUGAGCAUUGAAUUUCUAAAUGUGAACAUUCUCGCUACAAAAAGUCGCAUGUUAGAAGUGCGAAAUCCCGAAUGUAGUUUUUUAAAGAAUUCAUCACGGCCUUCUCACACUUCUUAUUCUUGCUCAAAUGAACAUUAUGCAGUGAAUCUAUCAAAACGCCUCAUUGUAGCUGAAGCAGCCUGUUCAGGGCGAGGAAUAAAAGGUGUGCAAUCGACAAAUAAGCGGAAAGUAGUAAUUUGCCCUGGCCAUGGCCCUAUAAUUAAAGAUGCAAAAGGCAAAAUAGAGGAGUACAUCGAAAGACGAGAGAAGAGAGAUCAACAAAUCUUGAGCUAUCUUCAACAGUACUCAUCCUAUGGUACUGGCUUGUUGCUAAGAUUCACAUUGCAACUCUGCAUAUGA
Strongylus vulgaris is the source of this 771-nucleotide messenger RNA. Lineage: Eukaryota; Metazoa; Nematoda; Chromadorea; Rhabditida; Strongylidae. The record is from the annotation of a GenBank genome assembly.